AUGGGCUCAUCGCCUCGUAUUCUGCUGAUUUUGUUGUUGUUGUUUUGCCUUGAGGUUGGUGGUCACGUGGUGCAGAUCAAGUUGAGUGCUCGACCACAACUCAAUUUUACGAAAGGUAGGGGGUGUGAAACAGCACAGUGCUCAACGUGCAGGUUACAGGUUUUGAUGAAACUUGAAGGAAAUGAAGACUAGAAGUUUCUGGCAUUCAUGCGAAACCAGGCGUUGAAUAUUCUUCUAGUUUUUUAGCACUAGCAUUUUAAAACCAUCAAUAAGUUUUGUCAAGAAAGUUUGAAGAAUUAUCCAACUUUUUGAUAGCAUAACCCCCAAGCUUUAUAUCCAGAUUUUUGUUCCGCAAAGGUUUUUGAACUGGCUCGAAAAUCAAAGUCAUGGCCGGACCCAAAAAUUCGUCGGCCUGGCCGGGGCCCGAAAAUUUUGGAAGGCUCGGUCUACUUAUGAAGCUUGGAGAAACUGCAGGCUUUGCAAAUGCUCGUCGAAGGCUUGUCGGAGACUUACAAUGUCACCACUUCUUUAAUAAUUAUACCUACAGGUUGCAGAGUGAGGCUUCUUUUGACGAAAAGUUUCACUCUUUUUACAAAGCAUCAGCAAAAAACUUAGAAUAUGUAGAAAAUUUCUAGUCUUAAUUUGCUCCCAACUUCAUCAAAAUCCGAGUAUCGCACUUUGAGGAUUUCUCUACACCAUUGAUCUACAAAUAAUCCUAUUGGCUCCAUAUUUUGGAAAACCCUUCAAAACGUUUCAGUAAAACGAACGCCAAGUUUGCCAAAGCCCUCUGCAGAUAGCGCAAAGUUGGACGAAAAUUUUGUGGAGCGUCUCAACGACCACUCCCUAAAAUACACCGGAAAAGUCUCCAUCGGAAAUCCACCACAAGUUCUGGAUGUGGUUUUCGACACUGGCUCUUCAGUGUUGUGGCUUCCGAGGUAUGGCUGUCAUUACGCGAUUCCCGGCAGAGCAAUGCAUUAUGCAUUGUAUGACAGGACGUUUAAUCCGCUGAGGUCGAGGACUUGCGAAGAAACGGAGCUGAUUUUUGAAAGCAAAUAUGCCGUUGGGCAUGCGUUGGGAGAGCAGAUGAAAGAGUUUGUUUCAGUAAGUGUUGGGAUGUGAUUUCAGGGCUUCCUUUUUAAGAUUGAUUAUUCUUGGCCCCCUUCCAGAUAGGUAACAAAAAAAUUGGCCCCGUCCUUCAAUACCCAUCCAAAGUUCGGAUCGGCGUUGCGGACGAGGUCUCCUACACCACUGACGGAAUUCUGGGCCUCGGAUUUCCCCGCGAUUUCACUGAAAGCCGAGGAACUUCUCUAAUCUCCGAAGCCGCACGGCUUCAACUCUUCAGCAAGCCGCUUUUCACCACCGUUCUCGUCGAAUGCUCCAAGGAGAUUUGCGAAAAUGGCGGGCAUAUUACGUUCGGCUCCGAGGACCGGGAACAUUGCGAAGAAAGUUUUGGAAGAACGCCAGUAAUCCCGCUGCAUCCCGCUAAGCCGUUGACGCAUUGGGCCUUCGAAGUCAACGAGUUGUCGAUGGAUGGGAAGAAAAUUGAAAUGCAAGAGUAUUUGGUGGCGGUCUCGGAUACCGGAAGCAAUACGGUCAUGUUACCGGAGUGGCUGUUGAACAAGGUUUUUAGUCGGUAAGUUGAGCAAUGUUUUUGGGGGGAAGACUUGACUAAUCCCUGAGAAAAACUUGACCCGACAGGCAGCGCAAUUUCAUGAGACUGGUGUCAAAUUGACGUUAAAAAUUUCUAACAAAAAAAGUGUCAAGAGCGACGCUUGGAUUUUAUCUAAAAUUUCCCACACGCGUUGUGCCUAACCUGCAAUUUUUUAAAGGUUUCUUUAUGGAUCUCGACAAGUUUAGCUAUUACAGUAGGGGACCUGAUCCAGUGGCAAAAAACGUAUCAUUUUCCAUCCAGGAAGUAUCAAAAAAUGUGGCAAAAUACCUCCCUCUCCAAGUGAAAAAAGCUUAGAUUUCAAAAGUCCGCCCGCUCUUUUUGUGAGGAAAAAAGACGCGCCCUUCAAAAUAAUUUUAUUUCACUUGGAGAGGGAAGCAUUUUGCCACAUUUUUGAUACUUGCUAGAUGCAAAAUGAUAUGCUUUUUGCCACUGCAUCAGGUCCUUCACUGUUCACUUUAGGUAAGCGCAAGCGCAGUCGAGAUAUUCAACAAUCAUCGUCGAGUAGGGAGUUCACAGAGAGCGUAGAGCGGUCAUGUGGAAAAGCAAUUUUUUGGGCGUAUCUUCGCAAAUUUCUCGUGUAAAAAACUGUUUUUUUGCAGAGAUCUCAUUUAUGGCUUGGGAAUUAACAUACGAACUUCCCGCCUUUAGUGAAUCAGUCUGUCUGGAAAAUAAUGAGCACCCUGUCGCAUCGAAAAUCGCAUCGCCGCAGAGAUAAUGAAUUGUUUCGCGACAAAAUCAAAUCGCUUUUUCACUUCAGCGAAGCGAAUUGCGCAGCGAUAUAGUGCUCAUUAUUUUCCCGACAGACUUAUACCUGCCAAAAAAAUUAAUUUUUUCCAAAUUUUGAGCAAAAAAUCUCGGUAGACCCUCCAAAGCGCUUGAGAAAAAAUCCGGAUUUUCUUAUAAAAAUCCUAAAAAUCGCAUUUCUUUAGCAUCCCCGGCAAAGACAAGGAUAUCAUCCAACGAGUCGGUGAUGGCACCUUUGUCCUCAAAACUCGGUGCAACGCCAACUUCACGCUGACCGUCCACACGAAUCACAUGGAUCUCGAGCUGUCUUCAAGAAGCCUACUGCCAGCCAAACCGUUGAACCCUCAGGGCUUUUGUUACCUCAACCUUUCAAGUUCCAGCUCCUUGAAGGUAAUGCUUUUGGGAGCGCCGUUCUUGCGGAAUUACUGCGUAAUUCACGAUUUUGGCAAGAAGGAAUUGAGAUUUGCUAAUUUGAAGAUGGAAGACGAAUAA
Molecule: messenger RNA, 2908 nt
Organism: Bursaphelenchus xylophilus (pine wood nematode)
Lineage: Eukaryota; Metazoa; Nematoda; Chromadorea; Rhabditida; Aphelenchoididae
Source: the annotation of a GenBank genome assembly